Suncus etruscus (white-toothed pygmy shrew) is the source of this 624-nucleotide messenger RNA. It is a transcript of the gene EFCAB9, whose product is annotated as EF-hand calcium binding domain 9. Gene Ontology annotation, biological process: sperm capacitation; flagellated sperm motility. The transcript has 4 exons. Lineage: Eukaryota; Metazoa; Chordata; Mammalia; Eulipotyphla; Soricidae. The record is from RefSeq and is a predicted model, not a curated record. Gene Ontology annotation, molecular function: calcium ion sensor activity. Gene Ontology annotation, cellular component: sperm principal piece; cytoplasm. The coding region runs from base 1 to 624 and encodes 207 amino acids.
AUGAAGCUGCGAGAAGGAUCAUUUCUGUGGUUCCUCUAUCUGGACAAACUCUACUGUUUAUUAUCCCUGAAAAAUGUGAAGGCUUUGAUGGAGUAUUUCCACAUUCUUGAUGUGCAUCAGAAGAACACCCUAAAUGAUGUGCUCUUCUAUCACUUCCUCAAACAUGUGACUAACCUGAAAGGGAGCCAGAUCAUGCGUGUUUUUGACUUGCUGGACUGGAAUGCUGAUGGCGAGAUUGGCUUUGACCAGUUCUACAUACUAGUUUGCAUCCUGCUCGCCCAGCAUAACAAUUUGGAAGAGCAAUUUAUCUUCCGCCAUUCCCGACCUGUGUUCGAUCUACUGGACCUGGAUGGCGAGCUGAGAAUUGGUGCUAGUAUUUUCCAAGCAUACAACUUUCUCUUCAAUAUUGAGAAGCAGGAAUUCGGCGAGAUUUACCACGAUUUUGACAUCACAGGUGAUCGUCGUCUUAAUUACAAGGAAUUUAAGUUGUUUACUAUAUUCUUCAUGGAUAAAUACCAGAAGAAGCAGAAAGGGGAGAAGAAAAAGAAAAAUAUAAAGCUCAAAAGGGACCGAUCACAUACUAACACAAAUCUUCUUGAAUUACAUUCACCAACUACAACAUAA